GCAAAGCAAAAAUGGGCUCCAAAAACAAGCCGAAGAACAAAAAGAUUAUCAGACGCUCCGUACACUCGGAUCCUGAGUUCCUGAGUGUUUCGAGGAAGAAAUCUAAGCAGAAGAUUCAAUCUCCAUUCAAACCCCAACAUGGAGUUUGAGUUUUCCUUGGGUCCCUACUACGAAACAAGCAGGCCAAAAAAGAAGCUCAAAACUUCUAACUAUUCUCUCCGUCAUUACGAAAAGAAUGAUGAAGAAGAAGAAGAGGAGAAGGGAGAGAAAGGUCCAGGGAGUGACAGUGGAAGGGAACAGGAGGAAACCUGUGACGUGGCGAGAAAGUGGAGGUCGGAGGAUGAUUAUAAUGACAGGGAUGAGAGUAGUAGUUGUGAUGAAGUCCGAGUGAGGGACUUUGGUGAGGUGACUAGUAUGAGUUGUCAUGAAUGUUAUGAAGAAGUUCACAGAAAGAAUUUUCAUGAGGACUGUGAAGGGAGUGAACAGGAGCCCAAGAAUAUUAUACCCGAAAGUAUUAAGAAAACGAGCAGGCUUGCUCUUCUUGAUAUGGAUUUGACGCAAGUGAAGGCAGCUGAUUUGUAUGCGAUACUGAGUUCAUUUCUUCCCAAAGAUGGGAAAAUUCUGCGUGUGACCAUCUAUCCAUCCGAGUGUGGAGUCCGGCAAAUGGAAGAAGAAGAUGAAGUUGAGCAUUUUGUUGGAGUAACUGAGGAUGAAAAUGAUAACAGUGAUCACAUCCACGAGGAUAAAUUACAUGCUGAAGAGAAAAGGAGGCUGAGGCUUUGAAAGAGCGUCCAUUAGAUAUAUUCCUCACUGUAUGGAGUAUAAUUAUCCAGCUCUGGAUGUUGCAAUAGGGAGGAUGAUAAUGAACUAGAUCGUUCAAGGACCUUCGAUCAAGUAGCAGCUGAUAUUUUUGGAGAGGAGCCUUGGGUUGAAGAGAGUACGGAGGGGGGUGAGAGGAAAGGCGAAGAAGAAACAGAAGCAAAUGCGAAAGGGGGCAGAGCUUGAUUUAUUACUGGCCGAUGACAGUGGGAUGGAGAAUGGUUAAAAGGGAAGUAAUUUGAAACAUGAACAAAGCCAAGGGGAAAUGAAAAAGUGAAUUUCACUACUCUUGAAU
Messenger RNA from Pistacia vera, 1114 nucleotides. RefSeq names its product pre-rRNA-processing protein ESF1-like. Gene Ontology annotation, biological process: rRNA processing. NCBI's taxonomy places the organism in Eukaryota, Viridiplantae, Streptophyta, Magnoliopsida, Sapindales, Anacardiaceae. Bases 139 to 783 code for a protein of 214 amino acids. The record is from RefSeq and is a predicted model, not a curated record. Gene Ontology annotation, molecular function: RNA binding. The transcript is spliced from 5 exons.